GAAUAGUCGGGUGACACACUCAUUAAACUGCAGCAAUGAUCCGAAAUAAUGUUAAGUGAGAAGGUCGUUUGCCGGAUUUGGAGAUGAAUAAACAACGAUAAAGUAUAAAAUACUUUGGAUACGAUGUUUCAAUCGCAUCAUGGAAACGUAACUAUAACAGUAAUUCUAAAUGCGAAGGUCGCCAGCCGGAUUGGGAGAUGAAUAAACAAUGAAAUGCCAUGAGAAAGUAACUAUUGCAGCGCACCAGAUACAUGGUGCGUUUAAGAGUGGAGCUGCUGGUGAGGGGGAACUUUGAUUUGACGCAUCGUGCGGGGCUGUCAGAGCCGGAGUUGGGGAGAGGUAAACAAGAUGGCGACAACCUGAGCGGCGAGAGCAACACGAAGAGUCACAACAUGUAAUUGCUGUUCAGUUUGACCCGAGGAACGCGUUUGUUGCAACAAGGACAAUCGAAGAAAAGAACGUUUUGAUACACAGAAGCUGCUACGGACACGAGAAUUGCAAGGAUUCGGGGAGUCCAGGGCGGCGCAGGCAUGGAGGACACCUGAGGGGAGAGGAACGGCAUCGGAUGGCUCGCUUUGCCUCCAGAAGCUGGACUGACUUUUUAUUUACCUGCAUAUCUGAGCUUGGAUCCAGUCCAAAUACACACGCCUGUGUGUCCUGAGGCAGACUGCACCAUGCAGCAUGGACUUCUGAAAGAGCAGCUGUGCUUCAUGGCCCAGAACCGGGACCUAUAUCGUCAGGCCAAAGUCACUAAUUGCAAAUAACUUUAGCUUUGGUAAACCAGAAAACAAAAACACAACUAUGUUUGCUGUUGCACUAGUCAUUGCAAAAUGUGUCAUAUAAAGCACUGAUUCUUCUUCACUGGACCCAAGAGCUUUUCACCUUAGCUUGCACCUUUGAGCAACCAUGGUCUAAAUGUUUACAAAUCAGAGCUUCACCCAUUUUCCCUCUUCUUGUUCCCGGUAUUUUAAAUUCGUAUCAAUUCUCAGUGACCUUGGUGAACUCUUCUAAAGGCUCUGAGGUUUCCUGAGGAGUCCUGAAUCAUUGCUUAGUUUCUCUGCCUUGGACACCUAUGCUCCGACUGCGUUUCUGUCAGUCAUGAGUUCCGGCGAGAUCCAUCAACUGGACUAUCUUAAUGAAAAUGAACUAAUGGAGAUGGAUACGUUCAUUCACCGUAUUGACUCUACUGAGGUUAUAUACCAGCCCAGGAGGAAGAGGGCAAAGCUGAUAGGAAAGUACUUGAUGGGGGAUCUUCUUGGGGAAGGAUCGUAUGGCAAAGUAAAAGAGAUGCUGGACUCUGAGACUCUUUGCCGCAGGGCUGUUAAAAUACUAAAGAAGAAGAAGCUUCGGAGGAUUCCCAAUGGAGAGGCCAAUGUGAAAAAGGAGAUCCAGCUGCUCAGAAGACUCCAGCAUAAGAAUGUGAUUCAGUUGGUGGACGUUCUGUACAAUGAAGAGAAGCAGAAAAUGUAUAUGGUUAUGGAGUAUUGCGUUUGUGGGAUGCAAGAAAUGUUGGACAGCGUCCCUGAGAAAAGGUUUCCAGUAUUUCAGGCUCACGGGUACUUUUGCCAGCUCUUGGAUGGCCUCGAAUAUUUGCACAGCCAGGGAAUAGUUCACAAAGACAUCAAACCAGGAAACCUGCUGCUGACCACGGAUGGAGCACUUAAAAUUUCUGACCUUGGAGUAGCAGAGGCCCUUCACCCAUUUGCAGAGGACGACACGUGUCGCACCAGUCAGGGCUCGCCUGCCUUCCAGCCUCCCGAGAUCGCAAACGGACUGGACACCUUUUCAGGGUUUAAAGUGGACAUUUGGUCUGCGGGAGUCACGCUGUACAACAUCACGACGGGCCUGUAUCCGUUUGAAGGGGACAACAUCUAUAAGCUAUUUGAGAACAUUGGAAAAGGAGAAUACACUAUUCCUGAGGAGUGUGGACCACUCCUGUCAGACCUGCUGCAAGGAAUGCUGGAGUACGACCCUGCCAAGAGGUUUUCCAUACAAAACAUAAGGCAACACAACUGGGUAAGAAAGAAACAUCCUCCGUCGGAGAUCCCCGUGCCCAUCCCUCCCAGUGCGGAGAGCAGGGACCCCUGGAGGAGCAUGACGGUGGUGCCCUACCUGGAAGAUCUGCACGGCUACACCGAGGAGGAGGACGACGAGCUCUACGAUGCAGAGGAUGAGAUCAUAUACACUCAGGACUUCACUGUGCCAGGGCAAGUGGUGGAAGAAGAGGAGGAGCAGGACGACGUGGACCACAGUCCAGCUGUAGCCAAGCCCGUCUGCGUGAACGGCACAGAAGGCGGCUCUUUAAACAGCAAGGCCAAAGCCGAACGGCGGUCAUCCUCUUCGUCCAACCCCUCGCGCAAAGGCGUGUCCACGGCUAGCAAGAUCCGCAAGCUCUCCACCUGCAAACAACAGUGACCUCCCCGGCUUCUCAGCCCUCCCUCUGCAACACCUGGUUGAUCUGUCCACAUCCUCCUGUGUCUGGAGACGUCACAGCUGUGGGAGAAGCCUGCAACGCUGACCCCCCCACCCCCCCAACGCCCCACCUCGCACAUACAAGCCCCUCCUGAGUCCUGGCUUGAUGUGGCAUGAUAGAAGAUGAGGACAACAGCAUGAAAUGUUCUUUGCUCUGAGACUGGAUUGGCUGUUAGGAUGUUUUUUUUUUCCUUUUUCUCCCAGAUUAUGCCUUCUUCUACAUCUGUUGUCAUCCAGUCACGUCCUCUAGUCCCCUAGUCAUCCUCCUCUGCGAAGGACGAGUGCUGCACUGGACGUUAAAAACACUGACACCUCGGUUUAUUUACCUCCUUGAUCUUUUUACAGAACCUUAAUGACCGUUUUUAAGGCACAUUGUGGUGUUUCAAAAAAGAUUAAAGCAGAAAAAAGUCAUGAAUAAUUCUGUAUUUAAACUUGUGAUGAGCGCAAAUAUCUACUACCAUCGUGUUAAACCUGCAUGCUGUACAGAGCUGAAGAGGCCACGAGCUCGGCUUGUGGUGCGACCGACAGACUGAUCCACCUGUUGGGGAUUUUUAAUUUCCACUUAGGCUUAUUUUGUUUUCUUUUUUUUUUUCCAAUGGAUAUUUUUUAAUUGCAUUAUUUAUAUAAAAUAUGUCCCAAAGUGGCUGUGGAAUGCUCCUU
Molecule: messenger RNA, 3132 nt
Organism: Synchiropus splendidus (mandarinfish)
Lineage: Eukaryota; Metazoa; Chordata; Actinopteri; Syngnathiformes; Callionymidae
Gene: stk11
Product: serine/threonine kinase 11
Exons: 11
Coding region: 1099-2415 (438 amino acids)
Biological process (GO): protein phosphorylation; glucose homeostasis; establishment of cell polarity
Cellular component (GO): cytoplasm
Molecular function (GO): protein kinase activator activity; protein serine/threonine kinase activity; ATP binding
Source: RefSeq, a predicted model, not a curated record